UAGAUGUAUCUCUAUCUGUAUUUUAUCUGCUUGCAUUAGUCUCGCUCACCACACACUCACCCUGACUGAAGGAUUGUUUGUCAAUGUUAGAUCCGAUCAAGUUGGACUUCAGACUUCCAAGUUCUGACCAUUCUCAUAACGACUUUAUACGAACUCCAUAUACGCCAUAUAUAAGAUACCCUUCGAAUAUGAUACCUUCCGCUGGACGCAUAUUUUUCUCUUCGCUUCUCCUUUCGUCUUUCGUGCGUGCAUCUCAGUCCAACAAUACAGCAUUAGAGAUAGAAGCUAUCCGCGCGCACUUUCAGGGGGCUGGUCUGGUGCCAUCCCUGCUGGCAAGCUUCAUUCCUACUGCGCUUCUGACCGCAGCUUACGUCGGUGUUGGGGCCGUAACCCCGGGUCAGCUCCUCCUAAAGGCUCAGACGCAAACUGCCCCACACCUUAUGAUCACGCCCGCCAAUGUCACAACCUUGUUAAAUGAGAAAUACACUGUUGUAAUGGUGGAUGCCUGGGCUCCAGGGAAUAAUGAAACGCGUGGUCAGAUUUGUCACUGGCUCGUCAAUGGAGUAACUAUCCAAGACCAUUCUGUAUCAAUGCGCGGAAGCCUGGGGGUAGAACAAUACAGGGGUCCAGCUCCGCCUUCCGGGAGCGGGCCACACCGCUAUGUUAUCCUACUCUACGCCCAGCAGUUGUCAACCGUGCCUCCGCCGGCGUUCCCCCAAGGCAGUGAUCCGGUAUUUUUCCACCUCGCGGAUUAUGUUAAGGCCUCAAAAAUUGGACCGCUUAUUGCAGGAACCUACUUUACAGUCCAGGAGGGGAUAGCUUCUUUCAUACCCUCCCCUACGUCUCCUGUCGUGACGUCUGCUCUUAUGGCUUGGGGGUCCAGUCCGUCAACAUCUGCGAGCACAGACGUUCACCACAACGGCGCAAUCUCGUCAUCAAGCAAUUACUUGACCAUCUUACUCGCACCGUUUUUGUGGCUUGUAGCAUUGUAGUUUCUUUUACCCUCACACUUGAUCACUCGAU
This is a messenger RNA of Suillus paluster, 1023 nucleotides long. Its product is annotated as phosphatidylethanolamine-binding protein. The record is from RefSeq and is a predicted model, not a curated record. The transcript has 6 exons. NCBI's taxonomy places the organism in Eukaryota, Fungi, Basidiomycota, Agaricomycetes, Boletales, Suillaceae. Bases 84 to 992 code for a protein of 302 amino acids.